GAUCAACCCUAGAGAGAGAGAGAGAGACAGAGAGAAAAAAUGGUUGGGCUACCAUACGAUUGCCUUGCAAAUCCACUUGGAGCCGUCAGAUUGACGUUCGACAAGGCCGUUGCUUCAGGUUCUGAUCCUUCCACGUUUGACGGCCGGGAUUGGGGCGCCACUGAGCUUUUCCGGCAGUUCCUUUUUGACGAUGGCGGUCUCUCACAGGUACCGAUGCUUAAUCCUUCAACAAUUAGGUGGAUCCAGCCCCACACUCUAGUUCGAUUCAGGGGAAUGAUCCAAGACAUGCUGGGUAAUGAAUUUUAUGUUGGAGCAUAUAAGGAUGGGGAAGCUUGGAGAACUAAUAAGUUUGCUGAUGUUUCUCAAUUUCCAAUGAGUGAUUCACCUGACAUGCGAGUUUGGGAGCGUCGCUUGUUGUAUUGUGUCCCUGUCCCAGGGCAGAAUCCAUGGACUGAGCCUUCUUCUGAAGUUGUAAUGGAUUCCCUUAAAAAAUCUAAUUAUUAUACAGAUUUACAGAGGGAGAAGCGCCAAAGGGAGGAUGAUCCAAUAAUGAAUGACGUGGAUAUGGAAGCCAAUGAUGAGUCUCAUGCUUCCCCCCCAUCCACCAAAAAGAUGAGAGAGGAUGGAAUUGCUUCCACAUCCACAGAUUCUGGAGAAACCCUAAAUAAGGGUAUCUGUAAUACUACAAAUAUGGGGGCAGAAUUUGAAAGAUCUUUUCCUUGUCUGGUGAAGAUAUAUGACUCUCCUGAGUCUGAUUUAAAGCUGAAUGAUAUUUUUGAGUUCAUUGGUGUCCUCACCUUUGACACAGAUCUUUCUAAAGAAAAGGAAGAUAACAAUAAUGUUGAAAGCAGCUUGUGUGAGGAUGUAUUGGUUGAGUUGCCACCUAGCAAGGUGCCUCGGCUACAUUGCUUUGUUUACCAGAAACUUAAUGUUCAAGAUUUCCUCUCAAAUUUCCCCAGGACAGAGAUAAAAUCUUAUGUGGUGAAAGGGAUAAGGGAAACACUGCUGGGGCAUCUCACAUCUGUUCUUGGAAAUGAUAGAGUUGCAGCUGAAUUCAUGUUACUACACCUGUUGUCUCAGGUCCAUGCUAGAGUAGAUCCAAUUGCAGUAGGAAAGCUUUCAUUAAAUCUCACAUGUUUCAGCAAUGAAACUGCAUCUGUUUUUCGCCAUCGACUCUGCCUUGCCAUAAAGAAUCUUCUACCAUUCUCUCAGUGUAUACCUCUCACAGUUGAUUAUCUUAACACUGCUUUGUUUGCACCAAAAAAGGACUAUCAAACAAACAGAUUGGUUACAGGAGCUCUGCAAUUUGCUGAUGGUACUCAUUUGACCGUUGAUGAGACACAAUUACAAUCUGGAACCCUCAACUCGACUGGGGUUGAGAAUACCAGGCUACUAAAGAACUUGCUAGAUGUGCAAAAGGUGGAAUACGACUUCACCUACUACAAAAUGGAGAUGCCUACUGAUGCCCAACUGCUAAUUCUUUCCGAGGCAAAAUCAAACAUACUACCAGCUGAUAUAGUUUUGCCAUUCCGUCCAACUUCAGUAACUUCCUAUGAAGAAGUUGAGACUGAUGUGCUGGGUGGUUGGCGUUGGUACUUGGGUACAAUGAAAUCAUUGUCACAUACCAUUGCCCCGGAAAUGCAUAAGGUGUUGGAAGAUGAUUUGGUUGCAGCCAGGCAAGCUGAUCGUAGCCUGGGCAGCCAAGAAUUUAGCAGAUUGUUGACAAUGGGCCGUUUGAUAUCUCUUAGUUUCGGUGAAACCACCUUGUCGAUUGAGCACUGGCAAAUGGUCAAAGAGCUGGAGAGACUCCGCAAAGAGAGACUCAAUGGACGCAUGUAAAGUUCAUCUUUUAGGUACUAAAAUUGUGUAAAAAAAUGAUAAAAUUGUGUGUGUUUUGGUUGCUUGAAGUGCAUCCAUUCAAUCCAGUCUGGCUGUCUGUAGGGUUAUUCAAUUAUAAGCUCUGCUCAGUUUGGACCCUUUUUCAUCAGAUCAGAGGGCUCCAUAAUGGCGUAUUCAUAUUUGAUGUUUUAUGUUUAUCUUAUUGGUGCCCCACGUCCUUAUUCA
Molecule: messenger RNA, 2064 nt
Organism: Ipomoea triloba (trilobed morning glory)
Lineage: Eukaryota; Viridiplantae; Streptophyta; Magnoliopsida; Solanales; Convolvulaceae
Product: mini-chromosome maintenance complex-binding protein
Exons: 13
Coding region: 40-1839 (599 amino acids)
Biological process (GO): DNA-templated DNA replication
Molecular function (GO): chromatin binding
Source: RefSeq, a predicted model, not a curated record